UGUAGAGGAGCGGUGAGAGGUCAGACUCAAGUGUAGGAAUUCACGUUAGUUACCUGUCAAAAUACGGAAUAACAUUACCUGCUGCAUACCGUGGAUUAUUUCUAGUGUGGACAAACGAACUGCAAAAGAUUACCUUCGCGGUCGAGCCAUGGGACUGAACGGGGCGUCCUGGAAGGGAGAGGGGGAUUUAAAUGUCUCUUUCGUCCCAACAGCUUCUUCUGAUUUGAAAUAAACGGCUCACCGGAGCAGGACCGAGUUGUUUCUCUUCACGUUUGACUGAGGCGAAGUUGCUGUUCGUCGAUUUCGCUACGACAUAAAUUACUAUUCACGCGUUCUUUCGUUUUUUUGUUGAUAUCUUUUAGUAGUUUUUGUGUUUGUUUUGGGUUUUCCUGGGGAGCGGAGGGGGCCAACAGAAAGCGACUCACCGAGUCGAGACUGACCGCUGGAGGUGGUCCUGAAAAUGGAGGCUGUGAUCGAGAAGGAAUGCAGCGCGCUCGGAGGACUCUUCCAAACGCUUAUCGGAGACAUGAAAUGCAGCUACCCCAUUUGGGAGGACUUUAUCACCAAGGCCGGCAAACUGCAGUCGCAGCUCAGAGCGACAGUGGUUGCUGUGGCCGCCUUCUUGGAUGCCUUUCAGAAAGUGGCUGACCUGGCUACCAACUCACGAGGUGGGACCAGAGACAUUGGAUCAGCGUUGACCAGGAUGUGUAUGAGACAUCGCAGCAUAGAGGCUAAACUCAAACAGUUCUCCAUGGCCUUUCUGGAGGGUCUGAUCAACCCUCUUCAAGAACAGAUGGAGGAGUGGAAAAGAGGAGUCAACACGUUGGACAAGGACCAUGCUAAAGAGUACAAGAGAGCUCGGCAAGAAAUCAAGAAGAAGUCCUCAGACACGCUGAAACUUCAGAAGAAAGCAAAGAAAGCUGAUAUUAUAGGUCGUGGUGAUAUCCAACCCCAGCUGGACAGCGCCAUGCAGGAUGUGAGUGAUAAAUACAUUCUGUUGGAGGAGACAGAGAAGCAGGCCCUGAGGAAGGCUCUUAUAGAGGAGAGGCAGAGAUUCUGCUGGUUCGUAGCCAUGCUGCAGCCUGUAGUGGAUGAGGAGAUUUCUAUGCUGGGAGAGGUCACCCAUCUCCAGGGCAUCUCUGAUGACCUGAAAGCCCUGACCUCUGACCCACACAAGCUUCCUCCUGCUAGUGAACAGGUGAUUUUGGACCUAAAGGGCUCAGACUACAGUUGGUCGUAUCAAACGCCACCCUCAUCCCCCAGUACCACUAUGUCCAGGAAGUCUAGCAUGUGCAGUAGUCUGAACAGCGUUAACAGUAGUGACUCCAGGGGAUCCAGCGGCUCUCACUCUCAUUCUCCUUCCUCCUCUUCUUCCUCCUCUACCUCACACCACCUCUUCCACCACCAUCAACCCCGCCAUCGGUACCGUAGCUCCACGCUUCCCCAGCAGGCCCCGGCUCGCCUCUCUAGCAUCUCCUCGCACGACUCGGGCUUCAUUUCUUCAUCGCACGACCAAUACACAUCGUCCAAGUCAUCGUCACCUAUGCCAGCUGAAACAAAGCCUUGUCCCAGUUCCAGAUCCUCUGAGGUGUCAGAGACUGGGCAGCUUCACAGUGACUGCAGCAGUGACCCCCCCUCUCUAUCUGCUGCUGCUGUUGCUGCACCUCAGCACACUACUGACAAGUUGUCCAAUGGUUUUGACCACUACAGUCCAGCCAACUCCCCCUACCUGCAUAGCAACGGGGGGAGUUUGGGGUCCAGCUCCGGCACUGCCUUCCCCUUCUUCCCUCCGUCCUCUUCAUCCUCCACCUCCACCUCCUGCCCCACUCGUUCAUGGUCACGUCCCGCCUCAGCACUGCUGCCAGACUUCCCUCACUGCAGCAUGAUGGGCUCACCCAUGGUGCCUUCAUCCCAAGUCCCCACCUGGAAGGACUGGGCAAAGCCAGGGCCUUAUGACCAGCCCAUGGUCAACACACUGAGGAGGAAGAAAGACAAGGAGACUCCAGCUACAGUGGACAGUAAUGGUAGUAUGAGCAGUGACAGCAACCCUGCGUCCAUCUCAACCUCAGUACCAGCUCCAGCUGCGCUACAAACACAGAGCCCAGUGGAAGAGAGGAACAGGACUGUGGCUGCACCUCCCAAGGCUGGUGGAAUUGAGGUUCAUGAGGAAUUGGCCCUGGCCUUAUCCAGAGGUCUAGAGCUCGACACUCAGAGGUCCAGUAGAGACUCCAUCCAGUGCUCCAGUGGCUACAGCACUCAGACCAACACACCCUGCUGCUCUGAAGACACUAUACCUUCACAAGUAUCGGACUACGACUAUUUCUCAAUGGCUGGGGACCAGGAGCCUGAGCAGCAGCAGUCUGACUUUGACAAGUCUUCCACCAUCCCCAGAAACAGUGACAUCGGCCAGUCGUACCGACGCAUGUUCCAGACCAAACGGCCAGCCUCCACAGCCGGCCUGCCGAGCACGCAGGCUCCCUACCUUGGACAGGGGGCCUACUCAUCAGGACCCUACCCCUCCACACCUGUCCACACCGGAGCUUAUCCCUCCACACCUAUCCACACGGGGGCUUAUCCAUCCACCCCUACAGGCUCCUCUUGCUCAGGUCAGGGAUUUUAUUCUGGAUCUAGUUCUCAUAAUGCCUCUGGCUAUUAUUCUACAGGCCAUGGUCCAGUUAUCGUCACCCCUGGGGUUGCCACAAUCCGUCGCACUCCCUCUUCAAAACCCUCUGCUCGCCGCGCAGGCUCAGUUGUUAGUACUGGCCCCAUCCCUAUUCGUACGCCCGUCAUUCCAGUAAAAAUCCCCACAGUGCCCAACAUGUCAGGAGCAGUUAAUGGCAGCAGGAGUGCAGAGGAAAUGAGAGGUGGAGGAGAAGAGAGUCCAGAUUCUCCGACGUUGGCAGGAGGAGAGGAUGCUGGUGCACUGCCUAUGAUGUCUUGGAGUGGUCAGGCCACGACCAACCCUCCCACCAUCCCAUCGCCCAAUCAGCUGACCCAACAGCACCUUCAGAGUGAGAUGGGAGAAGACGAGGCAGGAGAAGUUGGAGAUGGCAACAUGCUGGUAGCUAUCCGCAAGGGGGUCAAGCUCAAGAGAACCCUCACCAACGAUCGCUCUGCACCACGCAUUGCAUGAUGACAACAACACAACACGCAGACGAGAGUCAUAAGAGACGUGAGCUCAUGGCACAGGCAUGAGGCCCCCCCUUCAUUGUGUUUGCAAAUGGGGUCAGAGGCUUUAGAAAAAUGUGAUUUACAGAAUCAUAUGGCUUCUUUGUUUAUACAAGAAGUCUAUUUCAUCUAUUUUACACAGAUCUCAUUCUGUGAAUUUUCACCUGUGAGAAUGCCUUACUACACAAGCCCUCUGUAAUGAUCCAGAGAGGGAAAUAUAUUCUAUUGCUCAGGUGUUGGGUGCCAACCAAGUAUUUAAGCACUAAGAUCACAUCUCCUUAUUUGGUUUGUGAUGCCUCAAAAAUGAUGUAAAGGUAGUAAAAAGAUUUGUUUGGAGCCAAAGUGGAUCAUAGUUCCCACUUCUGGUAUAUCCUUAUAUGGUAAUUUGAGUAAACAAGAUAGGACCUGAUUUCUUGCAUAGGUCCUAGAAUAAAGGAUUUCAGCACUAAAAAAGUUUCACAAAUCUGAGUCCUCAUCUGUGUAAUUAAAGUGUACAACAUAAGGAAAUCUUUUUGUUAAUAAAUAACAAGAGAAGGAAAGAGCAGGUUUAUAGAACAGUAUGUUCAUUUCUUUAAGAGGACAGUAAAGACGUAUCCAGUAUUCCCCUUUAAGCAGGAGGACAGUAUGUAUGCCUCCUCUAAGUGUAGAAUAAACACUGUGUAUUAUAUGUUUAAAAACGCAUAGUACCAUUGUGGGACAACUAAACAUUUAAACUGCUGAGUGACUCUACGGGAGCAAGUACGACACAGCACCAAGAGAGCAAUACUCAGGUACACUUGGAGGUAAUGGCUCAGCUGGUCAGCUUUAGUUUGCACCAUUUGGCUUCCCUCCAACUGAACUGACUGCUUACUCGGAGGGACGCCUUAACAGCUGCAAACUACUGCUGUGUUGUCAAAGCUGUCUUCCAUCCAUAAUACUCAAAUACAUAGUACUUGAGUUGUCCCUAUGUCACUAUGGACAGGAGUAUGAAUAAUAAAGAGAGCUUCUGUAAAAGCAAAUGGACUGACAAUGUGUUGCAGCCCGAGGUUCAUCUAAGAAGACUAAAGCCUCACAUGGGUGAUGCCAUCAUAUAAAGAGACACUAUAUCUUAGGUUCUUUUUUGUGUUAACUCUUGUAGUAUUUACGUGAUUUGUAAAUCAUUUUGCACAUCUCUUCAUCUGAGAAGUGUGUCGUUGUUUCUCACACUCUGUAUCUACCUGUAUUUCCACCUCCACAGUGCCAGAAUCAUUCAACUUCACUCCUUUAACCAGAAUGCUUAUUUAGUUUCAUUUAAUAAUCAAUGUUGAAUUUGGAAACCACUCACCUGGUUUUAUUUUUGAUAAUUUUUUCCAUUAUGAAUCUCACUUCAUCUGUAACAUGUACAUGUAGAGCUUCGUAGAGCUACUCAGUGAUCUAUGUUGAUAAGGUAGCCAUUACGUUAUAUAAGCUCCUUAUUUUUUGUAGCUUGUAUGUGCCAUCUUGCAACCUGUUGCGCAUUGAUUGCUUAUAACACUACUAAUAAAUGUUAGAGUACACAUGUGCCAUGUUAAAACUCCACCUUAAUUCAAAUUUAUAUAUAUUAGAAAAACAUUUUAUAGAAGAUAAUAAGGCAAAAUAUUUUUUGAUGUUUUGAACGUUGUGAGUUAUCCGCAGUAAUUGGUGAUGCCAAACUGUUUUUAUUUGUCUGGUUGCUGUUAUUAUUGAGCUUUUCGGUUGUCUUCUAGCAUGUAUGUCCACCUUUUUUGAUUACUUCAGUUUCUACAUCUGUCAUCUGAAGUCAUUUUAGCUCUAAUUUUGGUGUUUUAUAUUUAGCAUCAAAGGCGACAAGGAAACAAAUCCGAUAUAUAAAGCUUUGUAACCCUAAAAACUAAGAAACCACAUAAAAACCCUCUGUAUUAUGUAAGAAAUACGUCAUUAUAGGUAGGUAUAGGCUUUUUUUAUUUUACAGGACAAAAAGAUGUUUCAGAUAUGAGGCUUUUCCUCACACUGCAGCAUUGUAAGACUAUAGGCUAUAAGAAAUUUGUAUUACUUAGGGAUAGUCUGUAUUUUAAUUUGCAUUUCAGUUCAAGCACUGUGAGACCAUGGCUACUACAAGAUUUAUCAAACUGUAAAUAUUAUUUAGCUGUACAAGUUAGUCCAGGAACUCACACAUUUAAUUUAUUUUCUUUCUCAGUCUUUAAAUCUUUUUCUUUCUCAACCUAUCUCUAUUUUUAUACUUAUAUAAAAUAUCAGAGUCAUAGAGUUGUUGUUGUUGUUUUUUUGUUUUUGUUUAUCCACACAUGAUAAUUUGUUGUAAAUCAGAUUUUAAGCAUCACUGAAUUGUUCUUGGCUGUAUUUUUAUGAUUCAUUUAAGUCCCUUAUUUCACUCACAUGUGCAAAAACUGCAUUUUAACGGUGCUGUCUGAUUUAAAAGUGGCACGCAGCUACACUGAAGUGUGUUUGUUUGACCUCCAACAGAAGCUCACAUGUUUUUGCUUCUUCACGGAGAAAUUUGCAUCAGUAUUAUGAGUUCAGUUGAGAUAGAAUGUUUUCUUCAGAUGUCAAAUACUAAAAAUUCUUUGGCAAACUGAGGACAUUUGCCGGAACAUAACGCAACAUGCUACAUUUGAGCUGUUCCCUGAGUGUGAUCUGUGUUAAAAAGUUAAACUGUACUUACUGAUUGAUUUGAGGUAAAAUUAAUUGUAAGUAAACAGCUGAUCUGGUAGGCAUCUGUCUUAUAAAAUUUAAACAAAUGACACGAUGGCCAUAAUGUCUGGCCUAAUCUGAUCUGAAUUUCCCAAAAACAUCUUAGCAUGUGAAUCCAGUUUGUGCUUUCAUACAUAAUGUAUCAUCUCUGUGCCAGACUUAAUCUGAUGAACAGGGGAUGCACCACAACCCUCUGACAAAUCAGAUACCCCCGUACUGUUAUAUUUCAACACAGUAAGAAUAUUAUUGCUUAUAUACUGUGGAAAACAGCAUUAAAUUCACCAGAUCAUUGAUGAUGUUAAUGUUUGGGAUUUUUUGGCCACCCACUUGUCUUAAAUGUGUAUUAUCAACUUGUAAUUUCCAUAUUUAAAUUGCUAGCAUAGUAAAUAUAUAUUAUAUCAGAGUUGCCAAAUGUCAGUAUAUCCUAUGAAUAAGAAGUUUAUAGUUUGUGAGGGUUUGAAAGUGUGGUUAAAGCUGGUUUUUAGUUUAGUUUUAGUUUAUGUCCCCCCCUCUGAGAGAGUUGACCUCUCUGUGUGUCCCUGUACAGUUCAACAGGAUAUGAUGCAGUUCGUGUCAGAAAGUGAAAGGUUGUUAUUUUCUGUGUAAUGACAGCUUUAGCAAUACAAUAAAAAUAUAAAUUUUG
This is a messenger RNA of Scomber scombrus (Atlantic mackerel), 6475 nucleotides long. RefSeq names its product protein MTSS 1-like. Gene Ontology annotation, cellular component: actin cytoskeleton; cytoplasmic side of plasma membrane. Lineage: Eukaryota; Metazoa; Chordata; Actinopteri; Scombriformes; Scombridae. Gene Ontology annotation, biological process: plasma membrane organization; adherens junction maintenance; positive regulation of actin filament bundle assembly. Gene Ontology annotation, molecular function: phospholipid binding; actin binding. The transcript is spliced from 17 exons. Bases 461 to 3133 code for a protein of 890 amino acids. The record is from RefSeq and is a predicted model, not a curated record.